Rotaria socialis is the source of this 738-nucleotide messenger RNA. The record is from the annotation of a GenBank genome assembly. Lineage: Eukaryota; Metazoa; Rotifera; Eurotatoria; Philodinida; Philodinidae.
AUGAGUACAAGUAACUCCUCAUCACCACCGGUUGAUAAUCGAUUUAAAUUCGAUUGGUCACCUGUUUAUACACGUUGUAUUGAGCCAAUUUUCGAUUGGAAUCAAUUUCGUCGUAGUCAACUUCAAUAUAAAUUGGCUGAAAGUUUACAUGAGAGUCAUGUUUAUGAUCGAUGCAAUUGCUCUGUGGUAAGAUCUAAAGAUGACUCUUCUCCUUGUCUUGCUCAUGCAGCGAAUCGAUUUUCUCAAAUAAAAAUUGAUGGAUUAGUAUCACCAUUAUUAGCAUGUCCUUGUAUGUUUUGUCGAAAACAUUUUAGUGAAAAAGAUCGUCCUGAAGGAUUACCAUCAAUAAAAAAUCUUAAACAACUCUUACCAACCAGAGGUUUUAUGAAUUCGAAGCCAUCACCACCGACCAUGGUAUAUUUAUCUCGACCACAUACUGUUCCUAGUUUUCAUGCUACUUUUCCACUUGAUCAUACAUUUGCUACACGUUAUGUACCAACAUUCAAACGUAUAUCAAGACCGAAUGGUGCCAAAGAAGAAAUAUUUGAUGUUCAACAAACAGUUAUUUCAAAGUCAGCCAUUCCAACUCAACUUGGCAUGCGUCUAGACGCAGAACCCAAUCAUGAUCAUUCACAGGUGUUAAAUCUUCCACCUCAACGAGAUGCAUUUUUUCGCAGCGUAGAUGAUUAUUUUAAUAUGACACCUGGUGGCGGUGCAACUAUGCUUUCAGGAGCAUAA